AUGGGUCUCUUAUCCUCGUUUGCCUCACCCAAAAACGUCCAAGUCUACGCCCUUCCAACGGGGUGGGUACAUUUGCCCGACAAAUGGCUGUUCGAAGACGGCGAUGAUGAUAUUAUGAAAGCACGAAGCCGCUUUCCUGACUAUAGCUUCCUCAUAUGCCAUCCAUCGGGAAAGAAUAUUCUGUUUGAUGCUGGCAUGCCAAAGAAUCUAGAUGUCAUUCCGCCACUCAAUCGAUCCAUCGAUCACAUCUUUGAGCCCCAAGUCCCCAAAGAUGCGCGCGAUCUGCUUUCCGAGGGUCCAAUCGCGCCAGACUCCCUAAGUGCCAUCGUACUUAGCCACAUUCACUUUGACCACAUUGGCGACCCUUCGACAUUUCCCGAUAUUCCUUACAUCACAGGGCCCGGAACAAAAGAGGCUGCAUUGCCAGCGUAUCCCACUAACCCGAAUUCCACGAUGCUGGGCUCGCUCCUGGAUCGUGACAACUACACGGAGUUGAGCUGGACGAAGGACAAAUGGACUUCCCUGGGCCCUUUCUCACACGUUCACGACUUCUUCGGCGACGGUAGCUUCUUUAUUGUUGACACUCCAGGCCAUCUCCCUGGUCAUGUCAUUGGAUUGGCUCAAACAAAGCCCGAUGAAUGGGUUAUCUUGGGUGGUGAUUGUUGUCAUCAUCGCGCUCUGCUCAAUGGCAGCCGUCAAGUGAGCCUUACAGGAUGCCCUGGCGGAACCAGCAUGCAUAAAGACACAGCUGUGGCGCUCAAGUCCAUUGAGAAGCUCAGGAAGCUAGAUCAGGACGAGACUGUAUUCGUGGCGCUUUCUCACGAUGCGAGUCUGGAGGGGAAGAUGCCUGAGUAUCCCGAGUCCUUGAACGGGUGGCGGGAGUCUGCAUGGUGGGGUGCAAUGCGUCAGGAGAGAUUGCAACCAACAGCCGCGUGA
Trichoderma breve is the source of this 936-nucleotide messenger RNA. Its product is annotated as metallo-beta-lactamase superfamily domain-containing protein. The coding region runs from base 1 to 936 and encodes 311 amino acids. The transcript is spliced from 2 exons. NCBI's taxonomy places the organism in Eukaryota, Fungi, Ascomycota, Sordariomycetes, Hypocreales, Hypocreaceae. The record is from RefSeq and is a predicted model, not a curated record.